This is a messenger RNA of Suillus subalutaceus, 1108 nucleotides long. RefSeq lists its product as uncharacterized. The coding region runs from base 97 to 945 and encodes 282 amino acids. NCBI's taxonomy places the organism in Eukaryota, Fungi, Basidiomycota, Agaricomycetes, Boletales, Suillaceae. The transcript has 6 exons. The record is from RefSeq and is a predicted model, not a curated record.
CAACUAUAUCUAGUACUGUCGGCGCAUGGCGGUUCCAGUAACCGGCGCUCUUUCUUUAAUAAUAAUCGACUACUCUGCAGAGUCUGCACCAUAUUGAUGGGGAACGCAGCUCGGAAGUACAUCGAUCUCAUCAGACAAUCCACAGCGAAGUGGGCCAACUGGGAUCCACCUAUACCCAUACAAGUCGGUGCAUAUGGCAGGCUGAAUACUGAGUCGGGCGAAUUGGACAUCGAAGGCAACAUCUAUGAUCCGGAAUUCCAGAUCUUGUUGGAUAAAGUGGAUGGGAAACUGAAGCUAGCAGACUUCCCUCCUCAGAUCGGUGCCGUGGAGGGCGACUUCAUAGUAUGUACGAUGGGUGUCCGGCAGAAUGAUCUCAAGGUUGAUGGGGAAAUAAAUGUCGCUGGUCUCGGCCAAGCAUCUAUCAAAGGAGAGUGGCAGUUUCAGCGCGGCAAGCGUGGUGCCCUCUUGAUCAUGCACAAUCCGAGACAAGAAUACGUUCCGCGCGGCAGGGUUUUAGAGGCGCUAUACAAGGUCCCAGAGCUCAGGGAUAUGCACAUCGUCAAUUCCAUCUUCAAGUGUCCCGCCUACACUAUAUAUCUUUCGGACAAAAGUGGAGAGAAGAUUUCCUUAGCACUUACUCCCAGCGCGAAUGCAGCUGAGCCCCAACAGUGGUGGUCAGAUACGAAUGCAAGCCUGCUGCGGAAGGGGCAGCACCAAGAUUACAUGUUCACGCCACUGUAUGGGCUCAAGCGCAAGCUGCCAUUGAUACGACGUCUCAUGCGAGACUCUCCUGUACCUGAUCCCGAAGGUGAUGACUUCUGGGUAGACGUGCAUGUACCAUGGGAUCCCCUGAAUGAGGAUGGCGAAGAGGAGUAUUCAUUAGAGGACGAUGAUGAUGGAUGGGUGGCACGCCCGGAGAAAGAAGAGGAGACCGAUAGCAUAUGACCACCCUUAUGACUUGCAUUCCAUUAUGAUUCCACCGACAUCUCCCCAGUUGAUCGAUCUUGUCCUACAUUAGUAUCUUCUCAAAUGUUGUAGCACCGCCCCAUGAGCCCAUUUUUAUCUAGUUGGCACGUGCAAUUUGAUAUGCUGCACGGAGUAGGAAUCC